AUGCCUGAACAAACACAUUCUGUGAUUUCUGCCAGUUUCCGAAGCUCUUUUGAGAAUCAACACGUGACGAUUCCAAGUAUCUAUAAAUUGGUACCUGAAUGGAAGCCGGACCUCCACAAUGGCUACGAGAUCGCACGGGACGAAUCUCUGAACCCAUGGAUACGGAGAUGGGCCGUCAACCAGGAUACGGCACGAUCUCUUUGUGCGGCCGAUUUCGGUCGUUUCGCUGCCCUUUUGGUCCCAAAUUACCGAUCAUACAAGAUUCUCUCUUCGGUAUCGAAGUAUUUCGCUUGGUACUUCUUAUUCGAUGAUAUAUUUGACUGUGGGUCUCUGAAAUAUGAUCAGCUCGGAGCUGAGCGCUAUCGAGAUGCAAGCUUGGAGUACUUCCGGUUCACCUUACUCGGGCAAGGAAGCAUGCCCGACCUGUCCUCGUUUGAUGUCCAGCUUCAAAAUGCGCUGCAUUCGUGGAAUGAAAUUGGAGAACAUAUCAGAGAGGCUUGUUCUCUAGGAACCCGGGAAUUACUUUGUACGGAGAUGCUCCGAUAUAUCUCAAGCCUGACCAACGUGGACAGCCUGUUCAAAGACGACCAGGAGGUUCCAUCAAUCAAGAAAUACUGGGAGAGGCGGGAAGCGACUGCAGGUGCUUUUUGUGUGAUUGCCACUAUCCCUUUCGCCUACGGAGUUGACGUUGACAAAUCAGUAUAUGACAACCCUGUCAUGUACGAAUUGUGGAGGCACGCUUCAUCAUUUGUGCAUAUAUCCAACGACAUGUUCUCCUUCCGCAAAGAACUGAUGGACGAUCAAUACGAAAAUCUCAUUCCAGUCUUGAUGCUCAACUACAAUAUCAAUUGCAAUGUCGCAAUGCAAAAAGGCUACGACUUCCUUCGCAGCGAAGCCAGUGGGCUUCGUCUCUCAAGUGAGAUGUUGCCGUCCAGCAGUGAAAAUCUGUCACCUGCCGUUUCAGACGCAUUCAUCAGAGGCUGCUUUGAUACAGCAAUGGGCCUAGCACAUUGGAGUUAUUCCGGCGCUCGCUACCUCAAAGGAUGUAAUCGUAAUGAUGACAAUACGAUUUCCUUCACGAUCCACCGACAACGGCAACUCGAAGAGACCAAGACUCAUUACGAGCCAGUUCAGAGCAAGCUGCCUUCAAAUACCGGCGAUCCCACUGUGCUCGACAAAAUUCGUUCGAUGGCACCAAAGCUGCAGGGAGUUGCUACAUUAUAA
This is a messenger RNA of Penicillium diatomitis, 1224 nucleotides long. Its product is annotated as terpene synthase family protein. Bases 1 to 1224 code for a protein of 407 amino acids. NCBI's taxonomy places the organism in Eukaryota, Fungi, Ascomycota, Eurotiomycetes, Eurotiales, Aspergillaceae. The transcript has 9 exons. The record is from RefSeq and is a predicted model, not a curated record.